UCCGGAUCCACACCACCUGCAGCCUUGGCAACCAGCCCCGCCCUCCUAGGGCCAGACAGGGCAGCCAGAGCCCUGGGGAGAGGGACCAGGCCCCAGCUGGCCUCGGUGCUGCAGGGACGUGGAGCCUGCCGGCUCCCUUCUUUCACAAGAUGAUCUUUUUACCUUUCCCCAUUGUACCAAACAAGCAGCCGGGAACAGGUGGACACUCAGUGGCCUUUGACAUGGCGGGUACAAGAGGACAGAGAACCAGAGGAAGAAGAGAGCACAGGCAGAGGAAGGAGGUCAGGAGUUUGACCAGGGUCCACUCCCUUCCCUGCGCAACUGGUUCCAUGUGGCCAGCCUCACGCUACACUCUUCACCUGUAAAAAUAACCUCUGCAAGGAAGUGGUUGCUACCUCAGGGUCCCCUUGUGCCGUCACUGGGAAGGAGGUAUUUGGGGAAGGAUCAGUGCUUCGGCUCCUUCCCAGGGGCUGCUCUGCCCUGGGAAGGAAGCACUGGGAAGGCUGGCGACGUGGCUCCCCUGGUCUCCAGAGAUUGGGUGUCACAGGUGGCCAGGGUCAUCUCUAAGAUGCACAUGGAAGUCUAGACAUUUCCAUGACCCAGAGAGUGGGGGAGGAUGCGCAAGAGGACUCAGCUGGAUUGCUGCCUUCUCGUCCCAGCCCUGCCUCUUCCUCGAUUGUGUGACCUCUCUCAUCUGUGAAUUGGGGGUGGUACCCGCAGUCACUCUGUGUGGUGGCGAUCAUUUAACAAGUCAACGUCCCCGCGCUCCCAGAACCAUGUCAGGAGCAGGAGCCCCUCCUGUGCCUUGGCCCCAUGGAGCCCCUGAGGAGAUCCCUCUCGCCCUGCUCGUCACGACCCUCCAGCCCCAGGAGCCCGCCCUGUGAGACCUCGGUUUCUGUGGGCAUCGAGGCAGUGCUGGACCAACUGAAGAUCAAGGCCAUGAAGAUGGGGUUCGAGUUCAACAUCAUGGUGGUGGGGCAGAGCGGGCUGGGCAAGUCCACCAUGGUGAACACCCUGUUCAAGUCCAAAGUGUGGCAGUCGAGCCUUCAGGGCCUGGCCACGCCCACGCCCCAGACGCUGCAGCUGCACUCGGUGACCCACGUCAUCGAGGAGAAGGGCGUGAAGCUGAAGCUGACCGUGACGGACACGCCUGGCUUUGGGGACCAGAUCAACAACGACAAGUGCUGGGACCCCAUCCUGGGCUACAUCAACGAGCAGUACGAACGGUACCUGCAGGAGGAGAUUCUCAUCACCCGCCAGCGCCACAUCCCCGACACCCGGGUGCACUGCUGCGUGUACUUCGUGCCGCCCACUGGGCACUGCCUGCGGCCCCUGGACAUUGAGUUCCUGCAGCGACUGUGCCGGACUGUGAAUGUGGUGCCUGUGAUCGCCCGGGCUGACAGCCUGACCAUUGAGGAGCGAGAGGCCUUCAGGAGCAGGGUGAUCGGGUGCUCAAGGCGGGGCUGGGGCCAGUGUGGCAGAGUGCAGAGUGGGCAGGGUGGGCAGAGGUUGCCUCUGUCUGGUUUGCAGAUCCAGGAAGAUCUGAGAAAUCACUGCAUUGAUGUAUACCCGCAGAAAUGCUUCGACGAGGACAUCAAUGACAGGAUCCUCAACAGCAAGAUUCGGGAGCGGAUCCCCUUCGCCGUGGUGGGGGCCGAUCGCGAGCACCUGGUAAACGGGAGGUGCGUGCUGGGCCGGAAGACCAAGUGGGGCAUCGUGGAAGUGGAGAAUAUGGCGCACUGUGAGUUUCCUCUCCUGAGAGACCUGCUAAUCCGCUCCCACCUCCAAGACCUGAAGGACAUCACCCACAACGUCCACUACGAGAACUACCGUGUGGUCAGACUCAACGAGAGCCACCUGCUGCCUCGCGGGCCGGGCUGGGUGAACCUGGCCCCGGCCUCCACCCAACAGCUGACCACCCCUGUACCCUUGAAGGUCCGCAGGCGGGUCCAAGAGGAUCCCAAGGAUGAGUUCUAAACCUCCCGAGUUCUCACACCCAGCCCCCAACAUAUACCUUGGCACUAGAGCAUCUAUUAAA
Messenger RNA from Sciurus carolinensis (gray squirrel), 2038 nucleotides. RefSeq names its product septin 12 (gene Septin12). The transcript is spliced from 11 exons. The record is from RefSeq and is a predicted model, not a curated record. Gene Ontology annotation, cellular component: septin ring; microtubule cytoskeleton; septin complex. Gene Ontology annotation, molecular function: GTP binding; GTPase activity; molecular adaptor activity. Gene Ontology annotation, biological process: cytoskeleton-dependent cytokinesis. NCBI's taxonomy places the organism in Eukaryota, Metazoa, Chordata, Mammalia, Rodentia, Sciuridae. Bases 814 to 1977 code for a protein of 387 amino acids.